This is a messenger RNA of Saccostrea cuccullata (small rock oyster), 1144 nucleotides long. RefSeq lists its product as uncharacterized. Lineage: Eukaryota; Metazoa; Mollusca; Bivalvia; Ostreida; Ostreidae. The record is from RefSeq and is a predicted model, not a curated record. The annotation marks the transcript as partial. The transcript has 9 exons.
AUGUUACCAUCUGCAGGUUUUCAAAUUGAGGCAUUUUUAUUCAAUACUAAACCUCAUCACUGCAAUACUAGAGUUUCAGUGUGUCUGACCUGUGAAAGACCGGGCUUCCAUCCUGAGAUGUACUGCAAUAACGUCACCACGGGAGACUACUGCUUCACCAAAAUUGUGCAUAACUCAUCAGGAAUCUUUACGACAAAAGGAUCAGCCAGUUCUGCAUUCUGUGAUGCCAACAAAUACCAGGGCAGCCUAGCGAUUCCUGCCUGUAGGACCGGGAAUAUACAAGAAGGCACGGAAUGUGUGGACUGUUGUAAACAGUAUAACUGUGAUCCUCGCGACAAUUACUGCAACAAGCAUAUAAUACAGGAUAUCCAUACGCCAUUUACCGUGACAACACCUAAAACCACCCCUACUGUAAUAACCACGGCUCUCCCAACAACAGCAUCAACCACAACCACACCCCCAUCAACAUCAACUCCACAACGAGGAGGACUUUGCGAAGUGUGUGUUGAGGGAAAUGGACUAAGUUGUGGACCUGCGAGAAACCAUUAUUGUAGUAAAGGAGAAAAUUACUGUAUGAACACAGUAAUUUCAGAUCCAAGAGCUGGGAAAAUUGUUGUCAAAAAAUGUGCAGAUGAAGUGGAAUGCAAAUGGAACUAUUGGGUGGACACUCUCGGUGAUCCUAAAUGCAGCAAUGUGACAGGACCACAAGAAGACAACGCGUGUAACUACUGCUGUGAUAAUUCCGACGACAGGGUGCCGUGUAACCAGGAUCCAAUACCGAAGCAUCUCUCUACAUUCGAUAAACCCCAGGAAGUGAAGCAGUGUAUAACAGGAAAUUCAAAUAGUCAUUUUCAGUUGGAAAAUUGUCCCCCAACUUCAUCGUAUUGUCUGAACGAAGUAAGAUACGAUACAACCGCCAAACACCCAGAGACUCUCGUAAUCAAACGGUGUGCUUUGGAGGCAGAAUGUAAAGGGCUUUGGUGGGAAAAGACCAGAAAGCGACACGAAUGUCUGACCCAGAACUUCACCGGAAUAACGGAUCAAAACAUUGUCUGUACCUUCUGUUGUGUUUCUGAAAAUGGGGUGUGUAACGGGGCCUCGGUUCCAGACCAGAUUGCCCUUUUUACACCAGUGGCUACCACCA